AUGGAGAAUGAAACCAAGAUUCUGGUUCUCAUUAUAGGUGCAGGACCAGCCGGUUUAGCAACAUCAGCUUGCCUCAACCGGUCGAACAUACCAAAUGUUGUGGUGGAAAGAGAAGACUGUAGUGCAUCUCUGUGGAAAAGGAGGACUUACAAUCGUCUAAAUCUCCACCUGGCAAAGCAACUCUGCCAACUUCCUCACAUGCCAUUUCCUCCAAACACUCCUACCUUCGUCUCCAAGGUAGGUUUCAUAAGCUACCUUGACAAGUACGCAACAAAAUUCAAAAUAAGCCCUAGGUACAACCGGAACGUCAAAUCGGCUUGUUUAAACGGUGAUCGAUGGAUUGUGGAGGUGGAGAACUCCGCGUCAGCUUCGAUAGAAAUUUACUCGGCCAAGUAUUUGGUUGUGGCGACGGGAGAGAAUGGCGAAGGUGUGAUUCCAAAGAUUCCGGGGCUUGUGGAGAGCUUUGAAGGAGAGUAUUUGCACUCAAGCGAGUACAAGAACGGCGAGAAGUUUGCCGGAAAAGAUGCUUUGGUCGUCGGAUGUGGAAACUCGGGAAUGGAAAUUGCCUAUGAUCUGUCUAAUUGGAACGCUAAGGUUUCCAUCGUUGUUCGUAGCCCGGUGCACGUGCUGACUAGAGGAAUCGUACGGAUCGGAAUGUGGCUGCUCAAGUUCUUCCCGGUAAAAUUAGUUGACCGUUGGUGUCUCUUACUCGCGCAGCUGAGGUUUGGGAGUAUUUCGAGAUAUGGGCUUGUAAGGCCUAAAAUGGGCCCGUUUAUGCACAAGAUUGUCACCGGCCGGUCACCUACCAUCGACGUCGGCUGCGUCGGCGAGAUCAAAUCCGGCAAGGUUCAGGUAGUGCCGUCGAUUAAGCGUAUCGAAGGAAAGAGAGUGACAUUCGUUGACGGAAAUACUAAAAUCGUCGACUCAAUCGUCUUUGCAACUGGUUAUAAGAGCAGCGUUUCAAAAUGGCUUCAGGUCGAUGAUGGAGAUCUGUUCAACGAGAAUGGGAUGCCGAAACGCGAGUUCCCGGAUCACUGGAAGGGGAAGAACGGGUUGUACAGUGCUGGAUUUGGGAGACAAGGCUUAGCUGGAAUUUCAAGAGAUGCUCUGCUCAUUGCUCGAGACAUUGUUUCUCUGGUUUGUCCGAGAAAAGCAUGA
This is a messenger RNA of Thlaspi arvense, 1158 nucleotides long. The record is from the annotation of a GenBank genome assembly. NCBI's taxonomy places the organism in Eukaryota, Viridiplantae, Streptophyta, Magnoliopsida, Brassicales, Brassicaceae.